GCCUGGGCCCUGGGCCUGGGCCUGGGCCUGGGCCUGGGCCUGGGCCUGGGCCUGGGCCUGGGCCCUGGGCCUGGGCCUGGGCCUGGGCCUGGGCCUGGGCCUGGGCCUAGGCCUGGGCCUGGGCCUGGGCCUGGGCCUGGGCCUAGGCCUGGGCCUAGGCCUAGGCCUGGGCCUGGGCCUGGGCCUAGGCCUAGGCCUAGGCCUGGGCCUAGGCCUGGGCCUAGGCCUAGGCCUAGGCCUAGGCCUAGGCCUAGGCCUAGGCCUAGGCCUAGGCCUAGGCCUAGGCCUAGGCCUAGGCCUAGGCCUAGGCCUAGGCCUAGGCCUAGGCCUAGGCCUGGGCCUAGGCCUGGGCCUAGGCCUAGGCCUAGGCCUAGGCCUAGGCCUAGGCCUAGGCCCUAG
Messenger RNA from Dovyalis caffra, 399 nucleotides. NCBI's taxonomy places the organism in Eukaryota, Viridiplantae, Streptophyta, Magnoliopsida, Malpighiales, Salicaceae. The record is from the annotation of a GenBank genome assembly.